Messenger RNA from Carassius gibelio (silver crucian carp), 946 nucleotides. RefSeq lists its product as uncharacterized. The record is from RefSeq and is a predicted model, not a curated record. Lineage: Eukaryota; Metazoa; Chordata; Actinopteri; Cypriniformes; Cyprinidae. The coding region runs from base 8 to 946 and encodes 312 amino acids. The transcript has 7 exons.
UAAAUUCAUGUUUUCAUCUUCAAUCUAUAGUAACAAAUCUGUUUGUGUUUCUCAGAUCUUCCAGCCACAAUUCGGAAUAAUUGCAAGUAACAGUAAUGAGGUGUUGCGUCUCAAUGGACUCACUCUGGCAGGUGUGGGUUUGGGUCCAGGACAGGGUACUGCGUUUUUCCCUCCCUUCCUGUUUCAACAGCAGCCCCCACAGGUGCUGAACUUCAACCCUGCGAUGCAGGGACCCUUCCUGCCCCCUCAAAUAAACCAGCUGAACCCAGCACAGCUGCCCCCAUUGCUGCAGGAGCAGCCUAUACCUGGCAUCGGUCCCAACUAUGGGAUACCAACACAGAACCUUCCCCCGGGAUUUCCAUUCUUCCUGAAUAAUCUAUUUCCUCAGAGGAACACUCCUGUAAGGCUGAUACCUAAUCAGAACACUGGCCCAAGUAUUCAAGGCCAGGACACCAUGCAACCAAUGCAGCCAAUGCAACCAAUGCAACCAAUGCAACCAAUGCAGCCAAUGCAACCAAUGCAACCAAACAGGGGAAAGUCCGACCCGAAGGUAACGUCUGCUCCUGAUUACCGUGGUGAUCGGCCCGGUCCGGGAACUGGAGAGGCAGAGGAUGGAGAACGUCGAGAGAAGCGCUCGUCAAGCAGUUCCUCAGAGAGACAACCUGGAGGCUUCUUCAAUCCAUACCCAUUUCAGCGUCCCUAUCCCUAUCCGUACUUUCCAACUUACCAGCCUCAGCCUCAGCCUCUGCCUCAGCCUCUGCCUCCAAACAACAAUGCUUUCCUCAGCCUCUUGCCAUUCAUCUUAGCACAGUUGGCAUCCAGUCCUGCUCCUGCCCCGGCCCCGGCCCCGGCUCCGGCCCCUGCACCAGCUCCUGCGCCAGCCCCUGCACCUGCCCCAGCUCCUGCUCCUGCUCCAGCUCCUGCUCCUGCCCCUGGUGGGCGAUAA